This is a messenger RNA of Grammomys surdaster, 2939 nucleotides long. RefSeq names its product butyrylcholinesterase (gene Bche). The coding region runs from base 136 to 1983 and encodes 615 amino acids. Gene Ontology annotation, biological process: acetylcholine catabolic process; choline metabolic process. Lineage: Eukaryota; Metazoa; Chordata; Mammalia; Rodentia; Muridae. Gene Ontology annotation, molecular function: acetylcholinesterase activity. Gene Ontology annotation, cellular component: plasma membrane. The transcript has 5 exons. The record is from RefSeq and is a predicted model, not a curated record.
UCACGGGCGGGGCGGCAGCUGCAUCCCGCCUUUCUACAAAUCAUUACAAGAUUGUCACUUUGCAAACUUCCUCAUCCUUUUCUGCAACGAUUCCGAGUCCUGAAGCGAGGUUAAAAUUUAAAUAGUGGCCUAAGAAUGUGCUCAUUCAAGCAGCUUGAUCAAGAAAUCAACAUGCAGACUCAGCAUACCACAGUCACACAGAUCCACUUCCUCCUAAGGAUUCUGCUGCUCUGCAUGUCUUUUGGGAAGUCACACACUGAAGAAGACUUCAUAAUUACAACCAAGACUGGAAGGGUCCGAGGGCUGAGCAUGCCCGUUCUUGGUGGCAGAGUGACUGGCUUUCUCGGUAUCCCCUAUGCUCAGCCUCCUCUGGGUAGCCUAAGAUUCAAAAAGCCGCAACCCUUAAACAAAUGGCCUGACAUCCAUAAUGCCACUAAAUAUGCAAAUUCUUGUUAUCAGAACAUAGAUGACGCCUUCCCAGGCUUUCAGGGAUCAGAAAUGUGGAAUCCGAACACGAACCUCAGUGAAGACUGCUUGUAUCUGAAUGUUUGGAUUCCAGUACCUAAGCCCAAAAACGCCACAGUCAUGGUAUGGAUCUAUGGUGGUGGCUUUCAAACUGGGACCUCCUCUCUACCUAUUUACGACGGGAAGUUUCUAGCUCAUGUUGAAAAAGUUAUUGUAGUUUCAAUGAACUAUAGGGUAGGUGCCCUAGGAUUUCUAGCUCUUCCGGGAAAUCCUGAGGCUCCAGGAAACAUGGGUUUAUUUGAUCAACAGUUGGCACUUAAGUGGAUCCAAAGAAAUAUAGCUGCUUUUGGAGGGAAUCCUAAAAGUAUAACGAUUUUUGGAGAAAGUGCAGGGGCAGCUUCAGUUAGCUUACAUCUGCUCUGUCCCCAAAGUUAUCCUUUGUUUACCAGAGCCAUUCUGGAAAGUGGCUCCUCUAAUGCCCCCUGGGUAGUGAAGUAUCCAGAGGAAGCCAGAAACAGAACCUUGGCCUUAGCUAAAUUUACUGGUUGUUCAAAAGAGAAUGAGAUGGAGAUGAUUAAAUGCCUUCGGAGUAAAGAUCCCCAGGAAAUUCUUGUGAAUGAAAAGUCCGUUCGCCCCUCUGAUUCCAUCGCAUCGGUAAAUUUUGGGCCAACAGUGGAUGGUGAUUUUCUCACUGAUAUGCCCCACACACUACUCCAACUCGGAAAAGUGAAAACAGCUCAGAUCUUAGUGGGUGUUAACAAAGAUGAAGGGUCAUCUUUCCUUGUGUAUGGUGCUCCGGGUUUCAGCAAAGACAAUGAUAGUCUUAUCACACGGAGGGAAUUUCAAGAAGGUUUAAAUGUGUAUUUCUCUGGAGUGAGCGGAUUAGGGAAGGAAGCAAUCCUUUUCUUCUACGUGGACUGGUUAGGUGACCAGGCACCAGAAGUCUACCGUGAAGCUUUGGAUGAUAUUAUUGGAGAUUACAACAUCAUAUGCCCUGCAUUGGAGUUUACCAAGAAAUUUGCAGAGCUUGAAAAUAAUGCUUUUUUCUACUAUUUCGAACACCGAUCUUCCCAACUACCUUGGCCAGAAUGGAUGGGAGUAAUGCAUGGCUAUGAAAUUGAAUUUGUGUUUGGUUUACCUCUGGAAAGAAGAGUUAAUUAUAUGAAAGUUGAGGAGAUUUUUAGUCGGUCCAUAAUGAAAAUUUGGGCAAAUUUUGCAAAAUAUGGACAUCCCAAUGGGAUCCAGGGCAAUAGCACAAUGUGGCCUGUCUUCACAAGUACUGAACAAAAAUACCUAACUUUGAACACAGAGAAGUCAAAAAUAUACUCUAAACUCCGUGCUCCCCAAUGCCAAUUCUGGAGACUAUUUUUUCCAAAAGUCUUGGAAAUGACAGGAGACAUUGAUGAAACAGAACAAGAGUGGAAGGCAGGAUUCCAUCGCUGGAGCAAUUACAUGAUGGACUGGGAAAAUCAAUUUAAUGAUUACACUAGCAAGAAAGACAGUUGUCUGGCUAAUUAAUAGAUAUACCCUUUAUAGAAUAUUCAUUUUCCUGUAGAUGAAGGCAAAAAUACAAGUACCUCUCUCCAUAUAUACCAAGAAUACUAUUACACAACAGAGAAGAAAUGCCAACUGAGAAUACUGAUUCCUUACAUCUUUCACUUAGUAUUUUACCUCAUAUCCUGAACUGAGUUAUUAGAUGUUGUUUUUUAAUUAAUUUUUUGCAAUGUAUACUUUGACAAUUAAUUACAUGCUGCUUUGAUAUUACUUUUCUGAAUAACAUUAGAGCUUUUACUUAAAAGCUACAUCAUCUGCUUUUAUUCAAUCCUGUAUUUUCAGAGCUAACUAUAUAAAACUAUUGUUAAGAUCUGAAUUGGAUUUUGAAACAACGGAUGUUAUAGUUUAUAUUACAGUUGCCUACAAUUAAUUCAUAAGUCUAGUAUCAGUAUCAAAUAGUAAAACAAACAAAUAGUAAAACAAAAAGUUGGCUAUUCAUAUAUGUAGAGACAAGAGAGAAUAUGAAAGUAAGAGCCAGAGUAUCUGUGAGCAAUUAUACUGAAACAAAAUAUGACUAACAACAAAAGCAAGGAAUUUCAGGUACUGUUAAAAAUCAUGCCAACUGGCUGUCCUGAGAGAGAAAUCAUGCUUCAGGCAUCAUUUCAUGAGCAUGGUUUGUCACAUGAAUCAUAUCACAUCCAUAAUUCAACAGCCAAAGAAAAUAUGUGGUUCUAAUAUGCACAGGAAUUCUAGAAUAGAAUCCUCUGCCUCCACACUGUGCUAUAGGAUAGAAGGCAGAAACCAUUGUCUGGGAACUCUCAGAGAUCCCAUCUUUAACAUAUUCACAGCUGAAACAAAAGUUUGGUUUAAAUUAUUCACAGAAAGAGUCUGUAAAUGCAAACUCCACAUAUCAGUCUUCCUUAGGGUUAGUACUUGAGGAGCAAUUGCUGUAGCAAUAAAUAAAGCUACUGAACUAUCAA